Molecule: messenger RNA, 1701 nt
Organism: Fulmarus glacialis (Northern fulmar)
Lineage: Eukaryota; Metazoa; Chordata; Aves; Procellariiformes; Procellariidae
Exons: 10
Coding region: 1-1701 (566 amino acids)
Biological process (GO): activation of protein kinase B activity
Cellular component (GO): plasma membrane; Golgi apparatus
Source: RefSeq, a predicted model, not a curated record
AUGGGUGGAAAACUACUUGGAGAGCAGUUAACAAUGAAGUCUAUUGCUAUUCUUUAUUUUCAUAACGUGGUGGAGUUAGAGAAGAUCCAGAAGAGAGUGACUGAAAUGAUCAUGGAGAUGGAAGAGCUGCCUAAUAGGGAGAGACUAAAAAGGCUGGGACCUUCAGCUUGGAGAGGGGAACACGUGUUUGUUAUUGCUCAAAUCCCACAAUACGGAAAUGAAAGAAAGGGCAGCUGGUCCCUAAUGAAAGUCUUUCUAGUUUGUCUAUUGGCCUGUGUUAUCACCACCGCAAUAGGAGUGCUGGCCCUGUCCUUGGUCUAUGUAAAGAACACUGCCUUUAUGAAAGAGACGGAUAUUAAAAACAAUGGUGCAUCUUUCCCAAAACCGGAUGAAAAAAGUGUGGAUAUCAAAUUCCAGUUCCUGAAUCAGCUGGGGAAAUCAAAGGUAUAUAACUACCCAGGUGGUGAAAUUCAGUGGGCAAGAUUCAGGAAGGAUGUAAAUGAAUAUCAAAGUGAUGAAGAAAUGGAAUUUGGAAAAAGUAUCAAUAACCGUCGCUCCAAAAUGACUUUUGGAACCUUACGGAUCAAAAGCAAAGGGCUUCGGGCUCCCCAUUGGCAUUUUAAUGCCAAUGAACAUGGCUACCUGCUACAGGGUACUGCCUGGAUUGGAGUAAUUGGUGCAGAUGACAGCGUGGUUACCACAUACAAUGUCACGGCUGGUCAAGUGAUCUUCUUCCCUAGAAACACUGUGCAUUGGAUAAAGAAUGUAGGAUCAGAAGACUGUGUGUUCUUGCUGUUUUUUACAACACAUGAAGAACUUCAGACCUUGGAUGUAGAUGACGCGUUUUUCUCUACCCCAGAGGAUGUAGCAGCUAGAGCAUUAAAGCCACAAGGUGGAGUUAACUUCAUCAGAACAUUCAAGAAACAAGUAGAAGAUCAAGCAGUUAACCUCCCACCAAACUUAGAUGAGCUUGUACAAAAUGCCACCUACGUGCAGUCUCCGGACAACCUUGUAUGGCAGUACUUCUACAAUCUCAAAGGGUCAGCAGAAUAUCCUUUUCCAGGAGGAAUCUUCCAGUGGGCUCGCUACCGCAUAAAUGGCACUGGACUAAAUGAAACAGAAAAAAUCUUUAGUGAGGCAUUGAACAAGCAUGAAAAUACCCUUACCUUAGCAACUCUCAGGAUAUUCAGCAAUGGACUGGGGCAGCCUCAUUUCCACUUCAAUGCUAAUGAGAUGGGUUAUGUCAUUAGCGGCUGUGGACAGGUUGGAGUUAUUCUCUCAUCUGGAGUCACCGCCAACUUUAAUAUUGACAUUGGAGAUGUCAUAUUUUUCCCAGUUGGAACUCAACAUUAUAUCAAGAGCGUGUGUGAGGAGGAUUUGUUUUUGAUUCUAGCCUACAGUACAGGGAACCAGCUGGAAACUCUUCGUAUGAAUGACUACUUCCAUGGAACAGCAGAUCAUAUCCUUGCUCAGCUUUUUUUCAAGGAACAGGCUGAGUUUAAGAAGUUCCCAAAGGCUGCCAAAAAAUUAGUUUUGGUUCCUACCUUCAAUUUGUGGUGCUGCUUUAUCGCCUACCCAUCAGGAGAUGUCCUGCAUGUCGGGAGCAAGGGCCGGGAGCCGCGAGGGCACCCUGCGACGGGGGUUGGAGACGUGCUUGCUGCAGAUGCGAAACACAACGGCCUUGCUGCGAGCGCAGGCUAG